Messenger RNA from Paramisgurnus dabryanus, 1424 nucleotides. It is a transcript of the gene cd81b, whose product is annotated as CD81 molecule b. The record is from RefSeq and is a predicted model, not a curated record. Lineage: Eukaryota; Metazoa; Chordata; Actinopteri; Cypriniformes; Cobitidae. Gene Ontology annotation, cellular component: plasma membrane.
UCACGGUCUAUUCAGAAGACAUCCGGACUGCACGCGCAUAUCUGUCUCUGUGUUUCUGGGACUCGCUCUUCAUACUACAUCUACAUUUUUCAGGGUACCUUAAACAUCUCUAAACAGCAGGAAAUCAAGCCAUGGCUAUUACCGGCUGCUCUCAGUGCAUUAAAUAUAUGCUUUUUUUCCUGAACUUCAUUUUUUGGUUGGCUGGUGGUGUGAUUCUGGGUGUAGCUCUUUGGCUUCGCCAUGACACUCAGACCAGCAACCUUCUGAUGCUUCAGCUUGAGGGGACACAAGCUCCAGGGACCUUUUAUAUCAGUGUGUAUGUUCUCAUAGCGAUUGGAGCAGUAAUGAUGUUUGUGGGGUUCCUCGGUUGUUAUGGUGCUAUUCAAGAAUCUCAGUGUCUCUUAGGAACGUUUUUCACAUGUUUAGCAAUGCUCUUUGCCUGUGAGGUGGCAGCAGGGAUAUGGGGCUUUAUAAACAAGGAUACGAUUUCUACCGAGCUCAUUAACUUCUAUGAUGCUGCGUACAUGAGAGCUGUGGAUCCAGUGGAUACAACAUCCAGACAGGCAGCUAGCAAAGUUCUGGAGGUCUUUCAUGAACAACUUGAGUGCUGUGGUAAAGGAGAUGAUAAUGAACUUUUCACAACUGUCAAAGCUUCUCUGUGUCCCAAGAUCAUCCCAGUUGAUCCACUCACCUCUCAGAGUUGCCACAUUAAGCUAAGGGAUCUGUUUUCUGAGAAACUGCAUGUGAUUGGCUUGGCUGCGCUUGUGAUCGCUGUCAUUAUGAUUUUUGAGAUGAUUUUCACCAUGGUGCUCUGCUGUGCGAUUCGCAACGCCCCUGUAUACUAAGUGAUGAUGGCUAUUCUGAUUUUGCCAGUGAUGAGCAAAAGACCAUUUGACUUUUUGACUCACUCGUACUUUUCUGGUUCAGGUGUCCAAAUAGUUAGCGAUAAUCAGUGUUUUAGGGAAACAAAAUAUUUUAUUGGUGAUGUGAGGAGACUUUGAAAUGGUUAACCACAAUGUGAUUAAUUUUGCUUUUAUGCUGUAUUGUUUUAUGAUUAUUUAAUAGUUUUUUUUUGUCUGAUUCAAUAUUAGUUCAGUUACAUUUUGUGCUUAUGACCAUAAUGUGUCCAUAAUGUGCUGCUGUGUUGUAGCAAAAGUGCCUUUAAACACUUGCCUUUACAUUUAACCAACAAUUGUACCACAAAAUAAACAACAUAAUGUUGCAAGUGUGAUAGUUUUGUGGAGGAAAUCAUUACAGUGUUUUCAAAUAAAUAUUUUACAUGAAUCUGUGCAGCAAAGUAAAUUUGGGAUCAUUGUUUCCUGGGUGCACAAUGAUUACGCUUAGUUGUGAUAUUGAUGUUAUUGCAACAUGUUUUCUUUGUGAUUUAAACCCACAUGAAACUAAUAAAAAUAUAUUAAACAAUU